Aureococcus anophagefferens is the source of this 3147-nucleotide messenger RNA. RefSeq lists its product as hypothetical. Gene Ontology annotation, cellular component: axoneme; ciliary base. The transcript is spliced from 6 exons. NCBI's taxonomy places the organism in Eukaryota, Pelagophyceae, Pelagomonadales, Pelagomonadaceae. Gene Ontology annotation, molecular function: protein binding. The record is from RefSeq and is a predicted model, not a curated record. The coding region runs from base 1 to 3147 and encodes 1048 amino acids.
AUGCGCUUCAACGACGGCGAGUCCAUCGCGCGGGACCUCAAGGACAAGGAGGGCACCGUCUUCGCGUGCGCGACGCCCGCGCGCGGCUACCAGGACGAGUUCGAGCUCUUCGUCGCCGCGAAGGGCCCGCACGGCAACGUCAUCGAGACGCUCCGCGCCGACCAGACCAUCAACGGCAUCAACUUCAAGAAGGGCCGCCUCCUCGUCUACUGCCACGACCUCGCCCGCGUCCACGACGACCCGGCCCGCCGCACGUUUGAGCUCGAGCCGACGCUCCGCGCCGUCGAAGCUCGGAUGGUCCGGAAGACGGGCGUCGCGCUCGACGACGCGGGAGACGCGCCGGCGCCCGCUGACAAGCCCAGGACGGGCCUGUCGGCGGCCUUUGCCGCCGUCGACGGACGCCUCGUCGUGCUGUCCGAGGCCGAGAACGCGAAGACCGUCGCCGCGUGCGACGGGCUCGUCUCGGACAAUUUAAGGAACGUCCCCGCGACCGAGGACGCGAGGCGCUGCGACCACGGCGAGGACCAAGCGACCCAGCUUGCGUGUAUCUACGGCCUCGCGCACCGGCCGACCAGAAACGCCUCGGAGCUGUGCGACCUCUCCCGUUUGAGCGGCGACCGCCUGCUCUCGCAUUCGCGCCAUACCAGUUACGCAGCUCACGCGAAGAUGAACCCGUACUUGCUCCUCGCGCUCGGCGUCGUCGCGACUUCGGGACCGUCCGCGGAGCUCUCCACGGCGUGGACCCCUGUGGGGCGCCGGCGACGGGACGCCCGCGUGGCCCAAAGGACCCCGGGGAUUUCAGAUUGGAGCAAGAAAUUGCGGGAGAACUACGACGUCGUGUCGGCGAGCGACCACGAGUGGUGCACGCUCACGCGCUACAACUGGGCGUGCGUCGGCGACGCGUACGCGGCGGUGCUCAAUCGCACGCGCCCCUACCGGCCCUGGCGCUUCCAGCUCGCCAACCUCCCGCUGGGCACGCGCGUCUUCGCGGACGGGAACUCGUACCUCGCGGAGCGGAUGACGACGCUGCUCUGCGGCUGUCAUUCCACCGACGUCUUCAAGUUCGACGUCACGGUAGUGCGCCGGAGCGGGAUCAUCCCAUGGCUGGACAAGGCCGACAUCGCCGUCGUGACGAUGCCGCUCGGCCUCACGUUCGGCGGCGACGGGAAGAAGGCGACGACGCUCGCGAAGAAGGCCCGCGAGGCGCUCGCGCUCGUCGGCUUGACCGUGGCCGACGUGCUCUUCUACGCGCGCGACGGCGGCGAGGCGGCGGUGGGAAACGUGCUGCGCGAGAUGGGGAAGGAGGAGCUGGAAAAGAAGGCGGAAGACUCGGAGGAGCGAAUGCGGUACGUGAGCGAGGGCCAGUGGAGCGAGGUGUCGCAUUUCGUGGACCGCAACGCCGUGCUCUUCGGCGGUAGCAGCACGGAGAAGGAGCACGGCGAGGGCGAGUACGCGCUCUACGUGCAGUUCCGGUCGCUCGUGGCCAAGGUUUUGGACUCGCUCCUGGAGGAGCUGGGCUGUCGGAGCGAGGCGGACGAGGCGCGGCUGGCGAUUUUUUUGCGGGAGACGGCGGAGUCGCCCGCGAGCGGCCCGCGCGAGGAGAUGGCGAAGCGCGUGUUGCAGGACCUGCUGGACAUCGACGACUUCGCGGCAUUCGCGCGGACGAUGCGGGCGCGGAACGACGAGUUGGAGACGGGCGAGGCCGUCGAGCUCGAGCGCCAGCUGUCGGCGGCGGCGGACGCCAAGGCCCGCGCGACGCCGGAGACGCCGCUCGGCGCCAAGCACUCGGUUUUCAGCGACAGCGACGCGGAUCUCACGCCCGUGACCACGCCGGGGGGCGGCGUCGACUGGCAAUGGUCGACGGUCUGGGAGGAGGCCUUCGAGAGCGCGGAGGCGGCGAACGACGACUUCGAGCUGCAGCACGCGACGGCGCUGAGCCUGCUGGAGGCGCACGAGCGCGGCGCGCUGCCCGACAAGGACCGGCCAUUCGUCGGCUGGGCCCAGGCCUUGGUGGCCGUCGCGAGCGAGAUGAACGGCCUGCAUUGGGCGCAGGAGCCUCGGCGCGCGCGGCGCCUCCACAGCGACCUCGUGCGCCAGCGCUUCGCCGUCGAGCUCCGCGUCGCGCAGGAGACCGCCUUCGAGGACAGCGCCGCGCGUGCCGAGGCCGCGCAAAGCGCCGCUGUCGGCGGCGACGACGAGCGUUCCGCGUGCGUUGCCGCGGCCCUGGCGCGCUGCGAGACCCUGCGGGGCGCCGUCGCCGUCGCGCGGGGUCGCUGCGUGCGGAACGGCGCGGUCCGCGACGCGAACCUCGAGCUCGGCUACCUCACGAUCCGUGGGCUCCUCCACCGCCGCGAGGACCUCCCGAGCCACGCGACCGAGAUCUACGACGCCCUCACGAGCCGGGCCGAGGCCGAGGCCGAGGCCCACCGCCGCGGCGACGCCGCCGGCCCCGACGGCGACGGCGACGGCGACAUCGGCGACAUCGGCGACGGCGACGGCGACAUCGGCGACAUCGGCGACGGCCGCCGCGGCGCCCGCGGCGCGGCGCCGUCGGCCAUCGCCGCGGACCUCGUCGCCUGGUGCGCCCUCGAGGCGGAGCUCGGCACGGUCCAGAAGCGCCUGCACGGCAUGCUCGGGGACGACGGCGCCUCGGACCAGGCCAAGGCGGCCGCGGUCUGGAAGCUCGCCGCGAGGCGCGGCGCCGACGACAAGGCGGCCGAGGACGAGGGGCCCAAGGACGGGGCCUACGACGCCGGCGGCGGCGCGGUUUCGUCGGACGGCGACGUCCUCUGGCACGAGUUCCUGGACCUCGACACGAACUAUUGCUACUACGUCAACACGGCCACCGGCGAGAGCCAGUGGAACCCGCCCGACGAAUUCUUGCCGCUCGACGAGUCCGUCGAGGUCGCCGCGGGCCUCGCCGAGGAGCAGGCGGCGGCCUACCACGCCGAGGCCGCGCAUGCGGCCUACAAGGAGGAGCUCCCCACAUCGGAGCGCAGGAUCCACUCGCUCAUGCUCGACGAGCCCGUGGCCACGAAGUGGUGCGCGUUCGCACAGACGACUGAUUCGACGACGCCUCGUUCCGCGAUCGAGAUGCCGCGCACGGCCUCGGCGAAGUCGGACGUCGCCGUGCGCACGGAGUCGUAG